UUUCAUUGAUAUACAUAUACUUCUUCGGUAUUAAAAAUUUAUCAUAAAAAUGAAACGAAAUACAUCAAGUUAUUCGUAUCAUGAUGAGAGAUUUAGACAAUUACGCAAUGAAGAUAACGAAAUUGGUCUGCGUUCAAGAACAAAAGAAGAACGUUUACAACAUAAACGCGAAGAAUGGAUGAUACAACAAGAACGAGAACGAGAAUACGAAAAAUUGAAAAAGAAGAGGAUUUUAGAAUAUGAAUUACGACGUGCUCGUGAGAAGAAAUUAUUGAAAAGAAGUAAAACUAAAAGUAAAUCUCCAGAAAAUCGAGAUACAUCAAAGACAUCUAAAAUAUUUAUAUUAUCUGAAAAAUUAGAAUCUUCAAAUGAUAUAUCUUUAUUUAGAGGAUCAGGUACUCAAAUUAAUGCAACAGAACUACGAAAAAUUAAGGUAGAUAUUCAUAGAGUUUUGCCAGGAAAACCAACAACAGCAACAACUGAUGAACUUAAACGAGAUAUUAUCAAUCCUGAAGAUGUGAUGCUCAAAAGAAGAACGGGAGAAGGAUCUAAGCCUAUAUUUGAAAGAGAAGAAAUAAAAGAUGUAUUAAAAACAAAUGAAAUUACAGAACAUCGUACAGUUUUAGUUGUAAAUAUUAAAGGAUCAGAAAACGAAAUAACAUGCAAAAAUCAUGCUACUUCAUCAAAUUCCUUAAGAAGUCGAAGUCGUAGUCUUCAACAUACAUCGUCUCAUUAUUCCAGCCUUGCUUCACAAGAGAUACAAGAAAUAGCAGGAUUGAACAAGAAUAUUUGUCAUCUUCUGUGCCAACAUUAUCUUCCUCUUCAAAAAAAAAAUGCAGGCAUUUCGCGGGAAAGAAAUUGCAGUAAAGAUAGAAAUAGAAAAUAUAAAAAAAAGGACAGGCAAUAUGAAAAAUUAUACAAUGAAAAACUUUUACAAGAAAAGACAAAUCGUAAGCGUUAUUCUCGUUCAAGAGAACGAGAGCAAAAAUCACACAAAAAUGAAAAUUCUUAUCAAGAAUAUCGAGAAACAUUGAGAGAACGAUCUCGAGAUAGAAGAGAACGAGAAAGAUCUAGAGAAUGUAGAUCAAUUUCAUCUUUAUCAAACAAUUACAAUUGCAAUAACAAUUACGAACAUUACAAACAUAACCAUUACAAUUACAAACAUAACCAUUAUAACAAACAUUAUAACAAACAUUUAUAUUACAAUAUUAAUUAUAUUGAACAAAUUCCUGUUCCUGUUUAUUAUAGGAAUUUUCCAUCAGAACCAAUAAUGAUUAGACCUUGGGUUUCAAUGCAAAAACAAGUACCAAGAUUUAGGUAUAUUGGUCCAUUAACACCACCACGAUUCAUUCCACCAAAUAUGUAUAGACCACAUCCACCUCUAAAUCUUAGUAUGUUUAUAAAUUUAUAUUGA
This is a messenger RNA of Apis dorsata (giant honeybee), 1414 nucleotides long. RefSeq names its product female-specific protein transformer-like. The coding region runs from base 50 to 1414 and encodes 454 amino acids. The transcript has 8 exons. NCBI's taxonomy places the organism in Eukaryota, Metazoa, Arthropoda, Insecta, Hymenoptera, Apidae. The record is from RefSeq and is a predicted model, not a curated record.